Molecule: messenger RNA, 3077 nt
Organism: Closterium sp. NIES-67
Lineage: Eukaryota; Viridiplantae; Streptophyta; Zygnematophyceae; Desmidiales; Closteriaceae
Source: the annotation of a GenBank genome assembly
UCUGGCUGUUUUGCUCCAGCUGUCACAUCUGCAGCAGCAGCAGCCACACCCGCAAAACCGUUUCUUUUCUAAGUCAUCACCGACCGAUUCAGCGAUGCUGGAAGCAAGAGCACACUGCCUGCUGUCAGCAUCUCUCGCCUACUUUUUUCUCACGUAAGCUUGGUAUUUCGUUCUAAUCUUUGAGAAAUCCUCUUAGUUUCGCUUAGACCUUCCUCCUGCAUUUCUGACAUCUCCAUUGAUGCCAUGUCGGAGGAUCUGUUUUCGGAGAUCGAAGAGCUUGCUCCGAGAUUUGCCGAUGGAAACCUCGGAUCCUUAGAUCCACUGCAACGAGUAAUUUCCGAUCUUCUAUCUAAAUCCAAGGACCGGACAUGGCUCGAGAAUGACGCGGACGUCGCCGGCGGGAUCGCCGUUACGCGAUUGAUCAACCUUCUCCCUGAUUUUUCUCGGCAUUGUCCCGAGCUGUAUGGUCUUCAGCGGUCCAGCGACGUGUCCGGCUCAUCGGUUACUGACGGAUGUCAAGUACCUGCUUCUUCAAGCUUCAUUGAACGGCUAUCUACUAAUUGGUCGAUUUCUCCAGAUCCAGAUCUAGAAGAGCCGUUAGCACCAACAUCAGAUGCUAAUGUUGCUCCAUCCGAGGUUACUAUUUCAGCAUCUGAUGCUAAUAUUGUUGCAGCGAAUGCUGGUGUUUCUUCCGCAGCACCCGCAAUCCGACCGCUGGUGCAAGUCCUUCGGAUUAUUCGGAACUUGCUCGCCGGCCUCGCCUCGAAUCAAGACGCGUUUCUACAAUGCGGUGCUUUGGACGCUGUGGCUACUAUCGCGGAUCGGCUUAUAUCGAGUCACAUCGUCCUUCAAAAUCCACUACCGGGCGCCGCUCCUUCCGGUGGAAAUCUCGCUGCUGCAGCCGGCACCGCCAACGUCUCCGCAGCAUCAGCCGCGGAUCAACCAGCAUCUGGCCCCAACGCUUCAAUCAGCAGUGGAGAUUCGAGCCAAGUGGCAUCUCAACUUGCAAGCCUGAAAGUGGAUAGCGGAGCAGCUUCUUCCGCCAGCACGGCCGACGGGCGCUCGUCGUCAAAGCCUGCGCCUGCACCGCCGUCUGCUUCCGCCACGGGUUCCACACCCGCGCCUUCCGCGCGCAUGCUCAACCGUCCCCCCGCCAUAGCGACUUCUGCCGGGGGAGCUUCCGCCAGCGCAGCCAAUCGGCGGAAACGGUCCAUCAACAGGAAGGUCACCGGAACGCUCUCUUUACCCCUCCUCUCCCCUUCCGCGGCAUCCUUCGGGGCUCUUCCCGGCGCUCCCUCUCCUGCGGGCGGCGCAGCGGCUCUCGCGCAAGGGUCUCCGAUGGCGGGGGGAGGUCCGGGGACCCCCAUGUCGCCCAUGUUCUACUCGUCGCUGCUGCCGCCGGCCUCGCCGUCCGUGCUGCAUCUGGCGCUGCAGAUCGACCUGCCUCGUGAUUACGUGGAUGCAUUGAAGGCUGUUCUCCAGGUGAUCGGCAACUUCGCCAACGCAGGCGAGCUGCACCAAACGGCCGUCUGGGACCGCUGCUUUCCUGGAACCUUCUCCCGGCUGGCGACAGUCCGGUCCGCGGCGGUGCAGCGGGCGCUGUGCAUGGUGCUCUUCACGUGCUGCCGCGCCGUGCCGAAACACGUGGAGGGGCUCGGCGGGUCUAUGGACGGCGUGGCGCUGCUGGCUGGCGUGCUGAGAGCGCAAGGAGAGGCGCUCGUAGCUCGCAAGGAGAGGAAGGACGGGGGCAGCAGUGGUGAUGCUUUCUCAGCUCUCCCAGGCGACGCCUCAAACGGAAUGGACGAGUGGCUUGGCUUACUCAUCGAGCGCCUCUGCCUGCGCGGCCGCUACUUUGAGCCAGUUUUCAAGAACCUUCCCAACUUCUCGCCUCGCCCUGCCCUCGGGCAGGUUCGAGGGCUGUUUUGCCCGGAACAAGCUGCCCUGCUGUGGGUUCUGUGGGGCGCACUACACGUCACUGCGAAAGCGCGGGGGAUAUCAGGAAUCGACGUACCUGCUGGUCCAAACCUGGAGAGCGACGUUUUAAACAAACCGGCUGCUCCUGGUUCCAGAUGGCACGCCCACGGCUUGCCUGACAUUGGACCAGGGACGCUGAAAUUCCUCCUGACCGCGUGCAGAAACGCAGCUGCUGGUAUUGGCAAGGCCCGGGAGGAGGCAGGGAGCACGGGGUCCUCCAACGGGGCACCACCAUCCACAUCCAGCGCCAGCUCCUCCUCAACCUCCUUCACGUGCCUCCAGCUCGUCCUCUGCUUCUCCCUCCGCUGCCUCCGCAUCCUCGCUGCUCACGACUCAACUCCCCCAUCGCACCCCGCUGCCGCAGCCUCUGCAGAAACCUCAGCAGCAGCAGGACAAGGCACAGAGUCGAAAUCAAGGGUAGAGGAUGCGUUUGUUGCGAUCGGAGGGUCUGAAAUUAUUCCGCUGCUGUUGGAUCUCCUCCAGGGGCUGACCGGGCCUGGAGGGCAGAGUGGGCAAGGGAGGAGGGAGGAGGCAUACCCAGGAUAUAGAUCUGACUUGGUGUCAGUGCUUGCAAAUGCGUGCCACCGUCGCCCCACGUAUCAAGAUGCCGUCAGAAUGUAUAAAUGUACAGGAGGGGAUGCAGGUAGCACCAGUGGCGAGAAUGUAUCUGGCCUUGCUCUGGUUGCCAGGCAAUCCAUGGCAGAUUCUACGACCAGCAGCAGUGCAUCUGGUGGAGAGAGUUUGAGGGAGUGGGUGUGCUUUGCGGUGCGCUGCUUGGUGGAAGGGAAUGAGGAUAGCAGGAGGGAGCUAGCAGCAGCCGUGCAGUCGGGAUUAGUUUCUCAAGAGAUGUCGGAAGCAGCUGGUGUGAAGUCCUAGGCCAGGCUUUAGGAUCCGACUUUAUGAAACCAUGUCAUAGUGUAGCUAAUGUGUUGUAUGGCUCUGCUCUAACAGCACAGUCGAAGCAUGGUAUUUCUUGUGAUGCUGCCUUUCUAGCAGCCGUUGCUGCUGUCUGACUGCUGGUUAUGUGGAAUGGUACUCACACGUGGUGCUAGCUGGUACUUCAGUGUAUGCUACGGUGCCUCAAAUCAAAGCAGCAGACCAGC